Zootoca vivipara (common lizard) is the source of this 6668-nucleotide messenger RNA. RefSeq names its product CaM kinase like vesicle associated (gene CAMKV). NCBI's taxonomy places the organism in Eukaryota, Metazoa, Chordata, Lepidosauria, Squamata, Lacertidae. Gene Ontology annotation, biological process: protein phosphorylation. Gene Ontology annotation, molecular function: protein kinase activity; ATP binding. The record is from RefSeq and is a predicted model, not a curated record.
CUUGCGAGGAGCCGCGGAGCACCGAGCGCUCUCGGCUCCAUCUUCAGUCGACGGGAUCCUACGGCGGAUUCGGACGCCACAUCUCGCCUUGCAACCCUGCAGCCACCCUCGCCCCGGGAAGAGCCGGGCGGGCUAUUGAGGAGGGCCGAUCACCACGGGGAGGGCGAGAAGUCCCCGUUGCUAGAAACAGGGCAGCUCCCACCACCGCCACCGGAACGCUUCCCACCCCUCUGAUCCCUUCCAGCGGCAGAGCAGAUUUGCAGCACCAAGCUUGGCAAUGCCGUUUGGAUGUGUUACCCUGGGCGAUAAGAAGGAUUAUAACCAGCCAUCUGAGGUGACUGACAGAUAUGACCUAGGGCAGGUCAUCAAAACAGAGGAGUUCUGUGAGAUAUUCCGUGCCAAGGAGAAAUCAACAGGGAAGCUCUAUACAUGCAAGAAGUUUCUGAAAAGAGAUGGGCGCAAAGUGCGGAAGGCAGCAAAGAAUGAGAUCAUCAUCCUGAAAAUGGUGAAACACCCCAAUAUUCUGCAGUUGGUGGAUGUGUAUGUUACCCGGAAAGAGUACUUCCUCUUCUUGGAGCUGGCUACUGGCCGAGAGGUAUUUGAUUGGAUCUUGGACCAGGGUUACUACUCUGAGCGUGACACCAGUAAUGUCAUCAGGCAGGUGCUGGAGGCUGUGGCAUACCUGCAUUCACUCAAGAUUGUACAUAGGAACCUCAAGCUAGAAAAUCUAGUGUAUUACAACCGUCUGAAGAACUCAAAGAUUGUGAUCAGUGACUUUCACCUGGCCAAGCUGGAGAAUGGGCUCAUCAAGGAACCUUGUGGAACCCCUGAGUAUCUAGCUCCUGAGGUGGUCGGGCGCCAGCGGUAUGGACGGCCUGUGGACUGCUGGGCUAUUGGUGUGAUCAUGUAUAUUCUGUUGUCAGGAAACCCACCAUUCUAUGAGGAAAUGGAUGAGGAUGAUUAUGAAAACCAUGACAAGAACCUGUUCCGUAAGAUCCUGGCAGGCGACUAUGAGUUUGAUCCUCCCUACUGGGAUGACAUCUCUCAGGCAGCCAAGGACUUGGUGGCCCGUCUAAUGGAGGUAGACCAAGACCAGAGGAUUACAGCAGAGGAGGCUAUUUCUCAUGAAUGGAUUUCUGGCAAUGCAGCUUCAGACAAGAACAUAAAGGAUGGAGUAUGUGCUCAGAUUGAGAAAAACUUUGCCAGGGCAAAAUGGAAGAAAGCCGUUCGAGUGACCACAAUGAUGAAGAGACUCCGAGCGCCGGAGCACACGGAUGCAGCGAAACCAGCAACUCCUGCCGCUGCAACGACAGACAGUGCUUCCCCAACAGAAGCCACCAGCGCCCCACAGGCGAAAGCGGAGGCAGACAGCACGGCUUCAACCACAACAGCCGAAACAGCCCCAGCGACAACAAUGGCAAUGCCAGCUGCUGCUGCUACUACUGCCGCAGCAGCAGCAGCAGCGAGCCCAGAAGAAACGACAUCAACAGCUCCAGCAACUACAGCGGAAACUCCGGCGACAACACCGGCAGCCCCAACUACGUGUAACGGGGGAGAAACUGCCGCCCCCAGUGCCGCCCCAGAGUCCUGGAAUGAGGAUACUGGCUGAGUCAGAGGGGAGUAGGGCUAGGGCAAGGGCAGGGCUGUACCUCUCUUUGUUGUAUUUCUCUUUGUAAAUAGUCACUGGCAUGGUACCCCCACCCACCCCAGCUGUCCUGGCUUCCCAACCAACCCCUCUGCGUGUGGCUGUCAGUUUGUCUGACUUUUAUGUGUCUCCAGCUAGGUGCCAGCAGAGUUUCUAUUUUUUAUGUGACAGAGUCCAGAGAGACCCCGUUGGGCCCAGGUAAACAACAAGUGGUUGUAGAGGCCCAGCCCACUGCAUGAAAUUCUCUCUCUUUCUCUCUCUUCCCCGCUCCUUCUUUUCCUCUGUUGCUUUCCUUUUCUUUGUCCCAUUUCUCGAUUUGUUUUCUUACUACUCUCUCUCUCUCUCUCUCUCUCUCUCUCUCUCUCUCUCUCUCGGUCACUUGACUUGCUACUUGACUCCCUGAGGCUGGUUGGGAGAAGCUGGAGCAGUCAGAUCAGAGACAGUAGCCAUACUUUUCAGCCGACUGAUUUGUUAUAUACCGUGGAGGUAUGGGGAAUGGGACGCAGGUCCAGGUCAGGUUGGAGAACAAAGAGGGCCACACACUGUCAUGGCAGAGCUCUCAAAUUAGUCAUACUCAUUGGGGAUGCAUGUGGAAUUCAUCUGUACAGCUGCUGGCAAGAUCUCCUGUAGCAAUUUACCUCUAUGUCCAACAUAUGGUUGUGUGUGAACAAAGCUAAUGCAAAAUCCAUGUGAGAGAGCGUGUGCAUUUGCUUGACUUUUCACUGAACUGUCAAUAUACUGACACAACUGGGGUGUAGCUAUCUAUAUGUUUGUGCAGAAGCAAUUUUCCCUGGGGACAGGAGACAACCCUAAUCUGGAAAACAAGCCAACUGUGAACAAGCAGGGGCAAGGAAGAUUAAAGACAGGUGGGAAGCUGUAUUAUUAUUAUUAUUAUUAUUAUUAUUAUUAUUAUUAUUUUACACUUGCUGCGUUAUCCCAAGGCAACAUGUUGAGAUUCCUGCAUUGCAGGGGGUUGGAGUAGAUGACCCUCAGGGUCCCUUCCAAUUCUAUGAUUCUAAGCACUCAGGGGAGAAUUUUAUUAUUAUUAUUAUUAUUGUAGGCUAUGGGAACAUUGCAGAGAGACCACUAAAUUAUCAACAGUAGUUGUUGGAAAACAAUGUGACAGAAGAAGCAAAUGAGCAAAUGAUCUCCAGAGCAACACUGUAGAGCAGACAGGUGAAUCCUACACUGUGGCAAAAUCCUGUAGAUGGAUUCUGCAGGUGAUUUAUCUUAGCGGAAAUCUGUAGAAGCCUUGUUUAGGUAUUUACAUUCCUGCAACUUUACUAUUAGGUUAAGUGACCAGAUGAAAAGACAAUCUGCUUCUGUACCUUUAAUGGGUAGAAGAGAGGAUUUUUGCAGGUGUAACUCAUUAUGCAAAAGUGAAAAAGCUGUAUACCGAUCCAAAUUCCCUCUCUGACACUAUUUAAGGCAUUCAGCUGGGAGGGAACCUAGCAUUUAAGGUGGAAUAGACUUUAAAAGCCAGUUAGGGUUGCAAGAGGGUAGAGUAAAGAAAAGUAGUAAGCAACUUGUAGAAUAGGAUCAGCAGAAAAUGUGUGUGCACUAACAGCUCGAUCAUGUGCUUCCUUCCCAAUCUGCAGUAGGCAAGAAGCUCAUCUUUCAGUAAAAUGAAAGAAUGUUCUCCCUCACCCUGAAAUACACACUUUAUUCCAACAGCUAGCAUUCCUGAGCCUAUGUAAUAAACACUGCAGUCACCAUUUUUGUCAUUAUUCUAUACUGCCAUACCCCCUCCCAUAAAACAGAGAUGAAAAUGUCUCUCUGCUUCCAGACAUACUGUGAAGAUAAACGUUCUUUACACACUAGGAAAUUUAGUAAUUCUAUAUUUCUUACAGGAUUUGUUUGGCAUGCUAUAAAAGAGGACCAGAGCCACACAAAAAAUGUUUAUGAGCAGUUGUUUCAAAACACUUUCAAGGAAAGGUUGUGAACAAAACUGAGAAAUCGGGUAAUCAAGGGCUGUGCUAUAGCAUAUAUAAAAGCAGACAAAUAGCACAAUGCUAUGCAUGUUUAUUGUUAAGUUCCACUGAGUUCAAUAUGCCUUACAAGUAGGGAGGCAUAAAAUCAAAAUUCAACAACACAAGGAUGGAGAACAUGUGACCCUAUGGAUGUUGUUGGACUCAACUCCAAGGGGGAUGGGGCGGAGGCUUAGUGGUAGAAUACAUGCAUUGCAUGCAGAAGGUUGCAAGUUCAAUCCCCAGGUAUGGCUAGGAAAGAUUCCUGGCCUGAAACCCUAGAGAACCACUGCCAGUCAGUGUAGACAAUAUUGAGCUAGAUGGAUCAAUAUUUUGAUGCAUAAGUUAGAACUCUUAUGUUCUUAACAGGUAUAGGAUUAAUAUUUCAUAUCCAAAGUGGUGUUCAGAGAGAAUGUGGUUUUUAGGGGAGAAGUAGGGGAGGUUUGUUACUUUAUUCCCCAGCUGCUUCACCCAGAUGGGGUUCCUAAAUGUGUUUUCAGCAACACAUUGUUUGCAGAGAUAAGAGAAAACCAGAGAGAGGAUGCUGCAGAAGAGAAGCAGCAGGUGGGGGAAGGGUUGAGCCCCACAGCCAACCUUUUCCUCCUCAAAUCAUGCUCUCAGCUGUUUGGCUGCAGACUCCAGUUUGCAAAGCCAGGCCACUGCCAAACAUAACAGUUCCAGUUUAGGUUCGGUUUGCAUAGCCUACAACUAUGGGAUUGUUUGGCACAUUUAAAUACAUAGCAUAGCUAUUCCUCCAUGAAGCUGCCAAUGGGCUAUUGCAUAUUUUCAUUCCUGUACGACAGCACAGGACAAUUUUCAUUAGCUAUAAUGAAAAGCUUUCAACUGGGCUGCAUGGUGUGUGAUACAAUACUCCUAACAGCCUCCUCUUUAAUCCGGAUAUUUGGGCAGAUUCUGUAUCUGGGUUUGGACUUUUCAAGUACAGUUCAGUCUAACCCUAUGAAUGGAGUCAGAGCACCAGACAUGACUUCAUUUCUGCCAACUCCUGCUACCUACGUGAGGACAGCCUGACCAUAGGUGGCAUACACACCUAAGACUUUAGGCAUGUAGGCCUCAGCAGGACAUCUUCCAUGGAAAGUGAAUGCUGGGCUGGGGUGCCAGUAGCAUAUAUUAGGCCAGAUUGAGUCUUUCAAAUAUAAUCCAUACUGACUCCUUGAGGGAGAAAGCAAGACUGUAGCUCCUGUUGCACGUAUGACAUUUUGGUGCUUGCAUGUGAACUAGAUAUAUGUACCCCCAAACAAAAGCCUGAUUCCCCCCCCCCCCAUUUUCUGGCACAGAUAGCAGGUUAAAAAAAUUAUGUCAAUUGCAUUGUGAUCUAGAAACACAGACUUCUUACAGCCAUAGGCUACAGUCCUUAAAAGGAAGAGAACUAUUAGCACCUUGAUUAUAUUCAAAAGCUUAGCUCCAGAGUAAUAUUUUUCAACAACAACAAAAGGGCCUGCUGGGAUCAGAAGGGGUUUAUGUCACAGAAGGAGCAGCCCUCAAGCUUAGAAGUCUCGCCGGUUUCUAUCUAUUAAUCUGCCACUAUACACCCUAAGCAAUCAAGGACUAGAAAUUUUUGUUCCUGCUUCAAGUUGGUUCCCAAGUCCCUCUCCACAGGUGUUUUGUCCCAAGGCCUGCGUAUGACAGCUGGUAUGAGCAGCCAAAAUGGUUCCUCACAGUAGUAGAAAAGCUUGGCUCUGGGAAAGGAAAUGCUGCGGACUGGAUGUAUUUGGUAUGCGUGCAGCACAUGAAAUAAACAAGGUAUGUGUGAUUAAUAAAACACCCCUAGUAUGGUUUGUGAUGGUCACGUGUGCAUGAUAAACAGAAGGCAGUCUAUGAUUUGAAGUAUGUACUUUCUGGACUGUUCUGUCUGCACAUUCAUGUCUCGCCUUGAAGCUACUAUUGUAUGUGCAACCUAUGUACAGCACUAUAAGGUAGACCUAUCAUGUAGUCACCUCUUCAGAGCACGCUCAGGAUGGAAAACACCAGACUCUGGAGGCAUCCAGUGUUCAUUCUAAAAUGGCAUGUUGUGACUAGGUUGUUAGAAGAGCAGUUGUGCUGUUGCAGUGGUUCGCACCAGCUCCUUUGUCUUUAAACAAAGUAGUUCUGUUGUACUGGAGGGCCUGCUUCUCCUGGGCCACUGGUCCUCUAAUCACAACUGAAAAUGGCACCUAAGGCAGGCCUGCUCCUAAUACUUCCUGUGUGCAACUGUUUUGAAGAUUAAAUGUAAUCAGAUGUUUAUUUCUGCUGGUGAAAUACAAAAUUCCUUCUUUAAGGCUAAAGUUUUUCUUAUUUUCCAACAAGGAUUUUCCUCCUUCCGUGUGAUGAGUGAUUCCCCCCCCCCCAAUACGAAUUGUGCCCUUUUCACUCAAGAUUCUAGAUUGGAGGUCAACAACUUUUGCCCAUGAGCACAUCUGGAUAUUUGAGCAAACACUGUGAGCGCCACACUCUCUAAUCACUUCUCUCCCCCUCCUCAGAGAGACAGAAAGAGAGAAAGCAGGCACUUAGCUUUUCCAAGGGAUCUGGAUAAAAAUCAGAUCAAGAAGAAUUAAUCCUGAAAAAGAACAUAGAACUGAAAAAAUGGGAGAGUGUUACCCUUCCAACUCCUUCCUUCAACUUUAUGUACCGUAUUUACUCAAAUCUAAUGCUCACCUUCUUUGGCCAAAUUACGUUGUGAAAAUUAAGGUGUGCAUCAAAUUCGAUGGCACAUUUACAUUCGCCGGCAAAUACUUUCUUUGGUUUCAAGGUUCUGAAAAUUGAGGUGCACAUUAGAGUCAAUGGCGCAUUAGACUUGAGUAAAUACGGUACUUUUCAAGGGAGAAAAAGGUAAUAGCUAUUACCACCUCAUGACAAAGAAAAUAGUGAGGAGGGGGGCUCAGAGGCUUCAUGGAUGUCAGAGAAAGGCCACAAGGAUGGCACUGAGUUCAUGGGCAGCGCCAUGGCAACCCCCUUUUCUGAAUUACUCUCAAGGCAAGCCCCUGCAUAGAGUUAGAAUUGAAUGCAUUUACCUGUUUUUGCUAAAUAAAAAAUGUGCAAUAUACUUCAUCUAUUCAGUA